Camelina sativa (false flax) is the source of this 759-nucleotide messenger RNA. Its product is annotated as squamosa promoter-binding-like protein 3. NCBI's taxonomy places the organism in Eukaryota, Viridiplantae, Streptophyta, Magnoliopsida, Brassicales, Brassicaceae. Gene Ontology annotation, cellular component: nucleus. Gene Ontology annotation, molecular function: DNA binding; DNA-binding transcription factor activity. Gene Ontology annotation, biological process: flower development. The record is from RefSeq and is a predicted model, not a curated record.
GUGGUCCAAAGCACCUAAGAUCCUUCCCCACUAUUGUUUUGGGGGUCCUUUAUUUCUCUUUCUCUUCUUGUUCCAUCUUUCAUGUGAGAUAGAGAGAGAGUGUGUGGGUGUUGAAUUUUGCAAAUGAGUAUGAGAAGAAGCAAGGCGGAAGGGAAGAGGAGUUUAAGAGAAUUGAGUGAGGAUGAGCAAGAAGAAGAAGAAGAAGAAGAAGAAGAAGAAGAAGAAGAAACAGAAGAUGAAGAUACUUUCGAAGAAGAAGAAGAGGCUUUGGAGAAGAAGCAGAAAGGUAAAGUUGCGGGUAGUAGUGGAGUUUGUCAGGUCCAGAGUUGUACCGUGGAUAUGAGCAAAGCCAAACAGUACCACAAACGACACAAAGUCUGCGAGUUUCAUGCCAAAGCUCCUAUUGUUCGGAUCUCUGGUCUUCACCAACGUUUCUGCCAACAAUGCAGCAGGUUUCACGAGCUCGGUGAGUUUGAUAAAGCCAAGCGGAGUUGCAGGAGACGCUUAGCUGGACACAACGAGAGAAGGAGAAAAAGCGCAAUUGAAUAAAGACGGUGAAGGGUGUGAGAUGCCGAUUUGAAGGUUAAUGAAACAGGCUUUGCUUACUCUCUUCUGUCAGUCUCUUUUAUAGCUCCUUGUCUUGUAAUCCCCUGUGUAUCUCUCUGUUUCUCCAUAAUGCCUGCAAUCAAAGCUAUAUAUGCUAAACCUACGACAUGAUUAAAUAAAUGCAUUGAGACUAAGUAAAUGCUUGAAAUAUUA